This is a messenger RNA of Lepisosteus oculatus (spotted gar), 926 nucleotides long. RefSeq names its product proteasome 20S subunit alpha 2a (gene psma2a). NCBI's taxonomy places the organism in Eukaryota, Metazoa, Chordata, Actinopteri, Semionotiformes, Lepisosteidae. The record is from RefSeq and is a predicted model, not a curated record. Gene Ontology annotation, biological process: proteasomal protein catabolic process; ubiquitin-dependent protein catabolic process. Gene Ontology annotation, cellular component: proteasome core complex; proteasome core complex, alpha-subunit complex.
GUUAAGUCCCAGAGUGCUCUGCGACACUGGUACGGUCCGGCGCAAGUUCCCCCGGCAAGUGAGCGAAAUGGCAGAAAGAGGCUACAGCUUUUCCCUUACUACAUUCAGUCCUUCGGGCAAGCUAGUGCAGAUCGAAUAUGCGCUUGCUGCUGUAGCUGCAGGGGCUCCAUCUGUUGGAAUCAAAGCUGCAAAUGGAGUCGUACUGGCAACAGAGAAGAAACAGAAGUCCAUCCUGUACGAUGAACAGAGUGUGCACAAGGUGGAGCCAAUAACCAAACACAUAGGAAUGGUAUACAGUGGCAUGGGUCCGGAUUACAGGGUCCUGGUCCGGAGGGCGAGGAAAUUGGCUCAGCAGUACUUCCUGGUGUAUCAGGAGCCCAUCCCCACGGCGCAGCUGGUACAGAGGGUCGCCUCCGUCAUGCAGGAGUACACACAGUCCGGAGGUGUGCGCCCAUUUGGAGUGUCACUGCUGAUUGCUGGCUGGGAUGAGGGGCGUCCAUAUCUGUUCCAGUCAGACCCAUCUGGUGCGUAUUUUGCUUGGAAAGCAACAGCAAUGGGAAAGAAUUACGUAAAUGGAAAAACAUUCCUUGAGAAAAGAUACAAUGAAGAUCUGGAGCUUGAAGAUGCUAUUCACACAGCAAUAUUAACGCUAAAGGAAAGUUUUGAAGGGCAGAUGACUGAAGAUAACAUAGAGGUUGGCAUCUGCAACGAAGCAGGGUUCAGAAGACUCUCCCCCACUGAAGUGAAAGACUAUCUGGCUGCUAUUGCCUAAAAUAGCAUCUGUUUACCUUGACUGAUAUUUUUUUGAGGAGCUGUGUAGAUUUAAUCAUUAAUUUACCAAUACUGCAUUACCAACUCGGAACUUUUUAGCAUUUGUAUCUUCACUGCUUUAAAUGAACUAUUAAAUACUGGUAAUGGAACAAUAA